Antrostomus carolinensis (chuck-will's-widow) is the source of this 585-nucleotide messenger RNA. Its product is annotated as protein FAM13A. NCBI's taxonomy places the organism in Eukaryota, Metazoa, Chordata, Aves, Caprimulgiformes, Caprimulgidae. The annotation marks the transcript as partial. The transcript is spliced from 3 exons. The record is from RefSeq and is a predicted model, not a curated record. Gene Ontology annotation, biological process: signal transduction.
CAAAGCAAAUCGGCUGUGAGAUUGAAGGAGGACAUGAAAAAGAUAGCCACGCUUCCACUGAACAAGCAGAGGGACACAACCUGUCCAAAGGUGUUUGGUGUGAGUCUUCUGGAGCUCCAGCAGCAGGGACUGAGCAAGAACGGCAUCCCAAUAGUUGUGUGGAAUAUAGUUGAGUACCUCACCCAGCAUGGGAUGACGCAGGAAGGCCUCUUCAGGGUAAACGGCAGCAUGAAAAUGGUGGAACAGUUGCGUCUGCAGUAUGAGCGUGGAGAAGAAGUGGAACUCGUUAAAGACGGUGACGUGUACUCAGCAGCCAGUCUGCUGAAGUUAUUUUUGAGAGAGUUGCCAGAUGGGAUUAUCACCUCUGCCUUACAUCCCAGGUUCAUUCAGCUUUACCAGGACACUAGAAAUGACAUGCAGAAGGAGAGGAACUUGAAAGAACUCCUUAAAGAACUGCCUGAUGCUCAUUACUGCCUGCUGAAGUAUCUGUGCCAGUUCCUGAUAAAGGUUGCUGAACAUCAUGUAGAGAACAGGAUGAACCUUUGCAAUCUUGCCACUGUAUUUGGACCAAACUGCUUUCAGUAA